AUGCGCGCCACCGUGUUUUCAAUGGCCUUGAUGGUCGCGGCAGGCAGCAAUGCCUCCGCCCAUGUCUUGACGGAUGCCAAGAGCGCAUCGUCCUCGUGGGGUGAGCUCUCGUCGUACGCGGACAAUCGAGAGGAUGCCUUUGGCGUCGGCUAUGUCGGCCUCCCCGACGGCUGCCAAGUUGAAUCCGUGAGCACCCUGCAGCGCCACGCGGAGCGCUUCCCGGACUCGGUCGACAACGUCACCACCGGCGGCUUCGCCCAGAAGCUCGCCGACUACAAGCGCGGCAACAAAGGCAAGCACUUCACCGGCCCGCUCAAGUUCCUCAACAGCUACCAGUACAUCCUGAACAACACCGGCCUGCUGACCGGCAUCGGCGCCAACACCGAGUUCGGCCGCGGCGUCGCCUUCUGGAACAACUACGGCCGCACGCUCUUCGACGCCCAGACGGCGCAGCUGCAGUACAGCGCCGUCUUUGGCGGCAACGGCACCGAGCGGCCCAAGGUGACGCUGCGCACGACCUCCCAGUCGCGCAUCGAGAACUCGCAGAUCAACUGGGCGCUCGGCUUCUUCGGCCCGUCGUUCAACGCGACCCCCGAGCCGGACCUGCUGCACUGGACCGCGCCCUUCAGCACCGUCAUCAUCCCCGAGGGCGGCACCGAGAACAACACGCUCGCCUCGUACGACGGCUGCACCAACUCGGACACCAAGGCCAACAACGACCUCGCCGCCUUCCACCAGGAGCGCUACAUCAAGAUCUACGCGCGCGCCGCCGCCGAGCGCCUGGCCAGCCACGCACCCGCCGGGUUCAGCUUUACGGCGGAGGACGUCUACGCGAUGCAGAUGACGUGCGCGUACGAGUACGGCUACGUCGGGCAGUCGGACUUUUGCCAGCUCUUCACCGCCGCCGAGUGGGCCGGCUUCGAGACGGUGCUCGACCAGCAGUACUACUACCUGUACGCGUACGGCAACCCGACCGGCCGCGCGCAGGGCGUCGGCUACGUCCAGGAGCUGCUCGCCCGCCUGGAGCACCAGUACAUUUCCGUCGGCAACUCCUCCGUCAACGCCACCUUUGACGACAACGGCAAGACGUUCCCGUUGGGCCAGAAAGUGUACGCCGACUUUUCGCACGACGACAUCAUCAUCUCCGCGCUGACCGCGCUGUCGGUGGACUACUUCAAGAGCGCGCCGACGCUCGACGAGUUCCCCCCGGCGACCGGCGCUCACUUCACGCUGUCCCACCUGACGCCGUUUGGCGCCAACCUGGUCACGGAGCAGAUCGGCUGCGCGGCGCCGGACCCGGCGCCGGUGGAGAACCGCCGCGUGGCGUACACGGCCGGUCAAUACGGGUACGAGGCGAAGAACGCGACGCACAAGUUCAUCCGCAUGCGGCUGAACAACGGCAUCAUCCCGCUUAACACGAUCCGCGGCGGCAAGUGCGGCGACGCCACGUCCGGUCGCCUCGACGGACUGUGCGAGCUGGGCGCGUUCCUGGAGAGCCAGGCAAACACGUUCCAGGAGAGCAACUACCAGUAUGCCUGCUUCGGAAACUACACCCUCAAGAACUCGACAAAGAACGUUGACUAUGAUGGCACGAUUUUCGCCGGCAAGACGUACAACUAA
Messenger RNA from Cordyceps fumosorosea ARSEF 2679, 1620 nucleotides. RefSeq names its product Histidine phosphatase superfamily, clade-2. Lineage: Eukaryota; Fungi; Ascomycota; Sordariomycetes; Hypocreales; Cordycipitaceae. The transcript is spliced from 2 exons. Gene Ontology annotation, molecular function: acid phosphatase activity. Bases 1 to 1620 code for a protein of 539 amino acids. The record is from RefSeq and is a predicted model, not a curated record.